AUGAAACCAUCAUGUGCUGAUAGUGCCCUUCACCUAGAUAUCACACCUGGAUUCAUUGAGACUAACACGGGAUAUACAUUGUGUAGGGUCAAUCGAUACAAGACGGAUCCAACCACGUGGCUGUCGAGAAAGGACAAGAGUUAUCUAUACUUUCUUUUCUCUCUCUCUCUCUCUCUCUCAGAAACCUACUCAUUCUUUCUCAAAUUUUUUUUUCUCCUCUCAUUUCUGUUCCAUUCUAUUUUUCCCUCUCUCCUUCCCUUUCUUUUUCUUUUUCUUUUUCUUUCUUUCCCUCCCUCUCUUUCUUUUUCUUUCUUUCCCUCCCUCCCUCCAUUUUUCUUUCUUUCCCUCCCCCCUCCCUUUCUUUUUCUUUCUUUCACUCCCUCCCUCCCUCCCUCCCUCCUUUCCCUUUUCUUUUUCUUUCCCUCCCUCCUUUCUUUUCUUUUCUUUUCCCUCCCUCCCUUUUCCCUUUCUUUCUUUCUUUCUUUCUUUCUUUCUUUCUUUCUCAAUUUUUUUAUAUGUCUACCUGUUCACUUCUAUCUUAAUUGUUUUAUAUCUAGCUGUCUGUACAUUCAUUUCUUUCUUUCUUUUUUAAUUUUUACUCCGUCUGUCCAUUUCUAUCUAUAUUAUUUUUUUAAUAUCUCUCUUUCUGUAUAUUUUUUCUUUCUCAUGUCCGUCUAUUCAUUUCUAUCUAUCUUAAAUUUCUUUUUGAUAUCCCGCUGUCUGUACAUUCUUUCUUUCUUUCUUUCUUUCUUUCUUUCUUUCUUUCUUUCUUUUCUCGAAAACAAAACGAAAUGGCCCAUUAUUUAUUUGAGUCUGUGCAUGCAUACACCGGUCGAUGUACAUUUGCCAAUUCUUAAAGAAUCUAUCUAUCUAUCUAUCUAUCUAUCUAUCUAUCUAUCUAUCUAUCUAUCUAUCUAUCUAUCUGUUUUUACUAUCCUUUAG
Acanthosepion pharaonis is the source of this 942-nucleotide messenger RNA. The record is from the annotation of a GenBank genome assembly. NCBI's taxonomy places the organism in Eukaryota, Metazoa, Mollusca, Cephalopoda, Sepiida, Sepiidae.